Molecule: messenger RNA, 5492 nt
Organism: Alosa sapidissima (American shad)
Lineage: Eukaryota; Metazoa; Chordata; Actinopteri; Clupeiformes; Clupeidae
Gene: thbs2b
Product: thrombospondin 2b
Exons: 22
Coding region: 364-3912 (1182 amino acids)
Biological process (GO): negative regulation of angiogenesis; cell adhesion
Cellular component (GO): extracellular region
Molecular function (GO): protein binding; calcium ion binding
Source: RefSeq, a predicted model, not a curated record
GUUUUUCAAAAGGGGACGAAUGGGCUAGAUGUCAAUGUCAGACAGUGCAUCUUAGCAACAUUCCUGGACCACAAGGAGUUCGUAGCCUACAGGACCAAUUUGCAAUAAAUGCAGACUUAACCUGACACUUCACCUUUCUCUCGGCAUCAUAUAGCGAGCAGACCGGUGCGUUCUGGACACAAGAAUCACUUCUGCGCUCUGCCGGGCUACCUUCUGUUUUACGCACAACUUUACUUCUUUACGCAUAGUGUGCAGCUCCUCAAACAUCCAUUAAUGAGGAGAGCGGCUACUCGAUAAGAUUGUCAUACUCAGCCAUUACUGAAUUUGACCUUCGAAGGACUGCAGAUCUCACUCAGGUGUAUAAUGAUUUUUCGGGGAUGUCGCGUGUGGCUGACACUGUUCAUCCUCAGCUCCUCUGCUCUCGCGCAAGUGGUGGAGGAUGAAACAGUGUUUGACCUGUUUGAAACCAGCGGUAUAACGCGAAAAACAAUAGGGGUAAAGUUGUUCAAGGGAUUGGACGGCGAUACACCCGCUUACCGCUUCAUUCGCUUCGAUCAGUUGCCCUCGGUCAGCGCAGCCUCGCUGCAGCAACUGCUUCUGCAAAUCCAGAACAAUGAGGGCUUCGUUUUCACGGCCACCAUGCGCCAGGACCGUACUUCUCGUGGCACAGUGAUCUCCCUCGAGGGACCCGGAGAGAGGCGUCAGUUUGAAGUGGUCUCUGAUGGCCGCACCAAUACUCUAGACCUGGUGUACUGGUGGGCGGAUGGUUCGCGCAACAUCAUCUCCUUCGAAGAUGUGGACCUGUCUGACUCGCAAUGGAAGAAUCUUACGCUGCAUGUACACGGAGAAACAGCUACGCUUUACGUGGGAUGUCGUUUGAUUGACAGCUUCAUUCUCGACGAGCCAUUCUACGAGCACCUGACCGCCGCUGGGGGUCGCAUGUUUGUUGCCAAGGGCUCUGCCCGGGAAAAUCAUUUCAGGGGGGUUCUCCAGAAUGUGCGCUUCAUCUUUGACACUGCUCUGGAGGAUGUUUUGGAGAGCCGGGGAUGUGUGCUCACCAUGCCAGAGGAGGUCAACGCGGUGAGCGAGAGCACGGAGCUGGUGGAUGUGGCGUCAUCCAUUGCCACGAACCUCAUCAGCCCCAACACGGACGCGCCGGCCACAGGGUCCGAGGACAAGAUGUGCGAACACUCGUGCGAGGAGCUCACCAACCUCUUCCAGGAGCUGAAGGGGCUCCGCGUGGUUGUGGGCAACCUCAUCGAUGGCAUGCAGAAAGUGACAGAGGAGAACGUCGCCAUGCGCGAAGCACUCGCUAAGUUGAAGAUGCCAUCCAACUCCUUGGAUCAGAACACGUGCUGGCAGGAUGGACGUGUCUUCGAGGACAAGGAGGACUGGGUCGUGGACAGCUGCACCAAAUGCACCUGCCAGGAAGGAAAGGUGGUGUGUCGCCAGAUCACAUGUCCUCCUGUGGCCUGUGCCACUCCCUCCUUCAUUGAUGGAGAAUGCUGCCCUGUUUGCUUGCCCAUGGACAGUGAGGACGGCUGGUCCCCAUGGUCCGAGUGGACGCAGUGCACUGUGACGUGUGGCACAGGGACGCAGCAGAGGGGCCGCUCCUGUGAUGACAGCAGCAACACCUGCAGCGGGCCGUCCAUCCAGACACGCAAGUGCAGCCUGGGGAAGUGCGACAGGAGAGUGAAGCAGGAUGGUGGCUGGAGUCUGUGGUCACCCUGGUCAUCCUGCUCGGUGACAUGUGGAGAGGGGCUCAUCACACGCAUCCGCCACUGCAACUCGCCUGUGCCUCAGCUGGGAGGACGCGAUUGCGAGGGAGAGGGGAGAGAGACCCAGAGCUGCCAGGCCCAACCAUGCCCUGUUGACGGCGGUUGGGGGCCGUGGUCGCCAUGGGCUGCCUGCUCGGCGACGUGCGGCGGGGGCCUGAAGAGCCGCGUCCGGGAGUGCAACAGCCCCGCGCCCCAGCACGGCGGGAGGAAGUGCAUGGGCGACGCUGCGGACAACGAGCCCUGCGGCCGAAAGGAGUGCCCAGUGGACGGGUGCCUGUCUAACCCCUGCUUCGGCGGAGUCGAGUGCAGCACGGGCAGCGAUGGCUCCUGGGAGUGUGGACCUUGCCCAGCAGGUUACCGUGGCAACGGCACCUUCUGUGAAGACGUUAAUGAGUGUGAGCUGGUGUCCGACGUGUGCCAUAAGAGAGAGGGUGUCCAGCAGUGUGUCAACACUGACCCAGGGUUCCACUGCCUGCCCUGCCCCCCGCGCUUCAAAGGCAGCCAGCCCUACGGCAUGGGCGUGGAGUCCGCCAAGACCAACAAGCAGAGUUGUGAGCCAUAUAACCCCUGCAAGGACAACAGCCACAGCUGCCACAGGUUUGCCGACUGCAUCUUCCUCAGCCCCACCAUCGACCCCAUGUACAAGUGUGAGUGCCGGGUGGGCUUUGCUGGGGACGGCAUCAUCUGUGGAGAGGACUACGACCUGGACGGCUGGCCCAACUACGACUUAGCCUGCAGAUCCAACGCUACCUACCACUGCAAGAAGGACAACUGCCCCAAACUGCCCAACUCAGGACAGGAGGACUACGACAAUGAUGGCCAGGGAGAUGCCUGCGACAAAGACGAUGACAACGAUGACAUCGUGGAUGAGAGGGACAACUGCCCCCUGCAAUAUAACCCUCUCCAGUACGACUUUGAUAAGGACGACGUGGGCGACCGCUGUGAUAACUGUCCGUAUGACCAUAACCCGUCUCAGACCGACACAGACAGCAACGGAGAAGGAGACGCCUGCUCGCUGGACAAGGAUGGCGAUGAGAUUCCUAAUGAGCGGGACAACUGUCCGCUCUACUACAACACUGACCAGAGGGACACAGAUCUGGAUGGAGUAGGAGAUCUCUGUGACAAUUGUCCACUAGUCCACAAUCCUCAGCAGACUGAUGCUGACAACGACUUAGUGGGAGACCAGUGUGACAACAAUCAAGACAUCGAUGAGGACGGCCAUCAGAACAACAUGGACAACUGCCCCUACAUCCCCAACGCCAACCAGGCCGACCACGACAAGGACGGCAAAGGGGACGCGUGCGACUUCGACGACGACAACGACGGCAUUCCUGAUGACAGGGACAACUGCAGGCUGGUGCCCAACAGAGACCAGCUGGACUCUGAUGGUGAUGGUCGAGGAGAUGCUUGCAAGGAUGACUUUGACAAUGACAGCAUCCCUGACAGCCUUGAUGCAUGCCCAGAGAACGAUGCCAUCAGUGUCACUGACUUCCGCAAGUUCCAGAUGGUGCAUCUGGACCCCAAGGGUACCACGCAGAUUGAUGCCAACUGGGUUGUGCGAAACCAGGGCAAAGAACUUGUGCAGACUGCCAACUCUGAUCCCGGCAUUGCUGUCGGUUUUGAUGAGUUUCAAGCUGUGGACUUCAGCGGUACGUUCUACGUCAACACAGAGCGUGAUGAUGACUACGCUGGCUUUGUCUUCGGCUACCAGUCCAGUCGCCGCUUCUACGUGGUCAUGUGGAAGCAGAUCACACAAACCUACUGGGAGGACAAGCCCCAUAAGGCCUUUGGAAUCUCUGGCGUGUCACUCAAGGUGGUCAACUCCACCACUGGCACCGGCGAAUACCUACGCAAUGCCCUCUGGCACACAGGCAAUACCAGAAAUCAGGUACGCACACUUUGGCAUGACCCCAAAAACAUCGGCUGGAAAGAUUACACAGCCUACCGCUGGCAUCUCAUUCAUAGACCCAAGACUGGCUUCAUCAGGGUUGUGGUCUAUGAAGGGAAGCAGAUCCUGGCCGACUCCGGUCCUGUCUAUGACAAGACGUACGCCGGAGGCAGACUGGGGCUGUUCGUCUUCUCUCAGGAGCUCGUCUUCUUCUCCGACCUCAAAUAUGUGUGCAGAGACAACUAAUCUGAGGAUCACCAGUUCCAUGGACAUGCGUUUACCAGAACCCAUACCACAAAGACGUACUAAAUAAGACUCCAGGUAACCAAUAACAGCAGAGAGAGCCACAGAAAUACAAAAUCAAGGCACCAAAUUGGACUCCUAGUCAGGCAAUUCUAGUCAUAAUCUAUGCAUCUGUUCAGUGAUCUAUACCACACAAAGGAUGUUUCAAACAUGUGAUUCAGUGAGCAAACUGGAUGUGGAGUCCAUGGCACAGACUCAAUGCAGGACAUUGCUAAUCCUCAACCCUUGUGCUGGUUGCACUUACACUUACAGCAGUACAAUGUUGAAUCCUGCCACCUUGAAUGGACCCUGGGGGUUGCACCUGUUUCUCCAAUUUCAGCUGAUUUUUUGUACAUGUGUAGCAAGUAGUCAUAUAUUUUCAAAGAAAAAUUUGUGUUUUGAUUUGUAACAUUUUUGUUAACAUUUGAAUGCUGAGGGAAAGAUGUAUCAUAAUUAGACUGUCUUAUUUUCUACUGUAAAUUAUUUGCUUUUUUUGCUUUUCCGUGCAAAGAUAUAGAUUCAUGUUUUGUUGUUUGAUCUGCUAUUGCCAAAGAAUGUAAAUAUUUAUUUAUUUUGUUUACACUGACAGAAUUUCACCAUUGAAGUGCCAAGCAAUACUCAGUGUUAGUAGUUCUCUUUAAGCAUUAAGCAUAGAGUCUUAAACCCAAUGAAUUUGGUUCAUCUUGGAGAGUCAGCACAUUUAAAUGCAGAGACUCUCAGUGAGGGACAUUUCUUUUUUUGAUAUAAAUAUUUCCAUUUGAGGUAACACUGCUCCAUCGCAUAACUCAUAAUUACAUAACACGCUUACGCUUUGGACAUAUGGAGCAACUUAGUAAAUGUCAAACUUUCGUGUCAUCUGAAAAGCAAAAAAUCAACCAGAGUUGAUGUUACUCGUGCUUAAAUAAAUAGGCGACAUGGUCUCCUGUCAGCCCAGAGUGGCCUUCAGAAGCACUGCGGCCUGCCGCGUGUCGGCAAGGUGAAACUAUGUAAGAUGAGCGAUGCCCUGCAUGCCCUGCAUGCUUGUCAUCUCACUCUCUGAGCUUUGACUGAGUGUAAAACUGAAACCAGGUGCCAGAGGAAAAACAUUCCUUUGUCUGGCAGACAUGGUCAGUAUUUCAUUUUAGUCAAGGUCAGUGUGUUUAGAUGCCCAAAGCCAGUUUCAGGAAACCUUUUGUAAUACAAAGCACAUGCAUACGUGUAGAGUGGCGUAUAGUUCGCUUGGGGCAGAGAGGAGUAAGCACAUAAAACGAGAGGAGUGAAAUAUAUGAAAUGUGAUAAUGAUGCCAUUUGAACUCUCAGGAGUUCACCAUACCUCCUCAUCAGGCUCAUAGAACGUGUGAUUGGAGCAAAUGAUCGGCCAUCUAUAGCUUGCAACUGUAUGUCUUUGUGGCUUGCAUUAUUGUUUUGAAUGUUUUUUAUUUCUGUUUUGUAACACAAUUUGUCAUGCAUAUAUCUGGCAACAUUCAAUAUUCAAAUCAAUCAAACCAGCACAUAAAUAAACAGUAAUAGGUUUACAUGUUUCAUUAAUAAAAUUUUAUACAGUA